This is a messenger RNA of Manis javanica (Malayan pangolin), 644 nucleotides long. RefSeq names its product ubiquitously expressed prefoldin like chaperone (gene UXT). Gene Ontology annotation, biological process: negative regulation of transcription by RNA polymerase II; positive regulation of transcription by RNA polymerase II. The record is from RefSeq and is a predicted model, not a curated record. NCBI's taxonomy places the organism in Eukaryota, Metazoa, Chordata, Mammalia, Pholidota, Manidae. Gene Ontology annotation, molecular function: transcription corepressor activity. Gene Ontology annotation, cellular component: mediator complex.
CAGGCCCGCCCCUCCCCACCGGACUAUUUGGUUGGCCAGCGCCCUUGUACGUAAUUCACCCAGGCAACCCGGAAGCCGUGGUUGAUACCGACCACUGUUAUUGCCGGCGGGUCUAAGGAGCGCAUCAUGGCGACACCCCCUAAGCGGCGGGCUGUGGAGGUCACGGGGGAGAAAGUGCUACGCUAUGAGGCCUUUGUCAGUGACGUGCUGCAGCGGAACCUGCGAAAGGUGCUGGACCAUCGCGACAAGGUAUAUGAGCAACUGGCCACAUACCUUCAACUGAGAAAUGUCAUUGAGCAACUUCAGGAAGCUAAGCACUCGGAGUUAUAUAUGCAGGUGGAUUUGGGCUAUAACUUCUUCAUUGACACACUGGUCCCAGACACUUCACGAAUCUAUGUGGCCCUUGGAUAUGGGUUUUUCCUGGAGUUGACAUUAGCAGAAGCUCUCAAGUUCAUUGAUCGUAAGAGCAAUCUCCUCACAGAGCUCAGCAACAGCCUCACCAAGGACUCCAUGAAUAUCAAGGCGCAUAUCCGCAUGUUGCUAGAGGGGCUUAGAGAACUACAAGGUAUGCAAAAUUUCCCAGAGAACCCUCACUAUUGACUUCUCCCUCUCCCCAGAUAUUAAAGAGCGUGAAUGCCGUUGAG